AUGAAACUCCGAACGGUGCGGCUAGCGGUAGUGCAAUUCGUUGUUGUACUUACGGUGGUUGAGGCAUUCCUCGACGCUCCCAUCAACAAUUUGCGUUCGAAUUUUGGUGCAAGGAGUAGUGAUGGAGAAUGUCGAUUGUAUGAUGAGGCGGAUUAUUGCCAACAGUUGAUCGUCGACAGCACCUCAAAUAUUGCAGCCGUUUCGGUGAAGUGUAAAUGUCCGAGUGGAUACAGAUGUCCCGAUGAUCCGGAAGACACCCGGCUGGCGCUACACUGUCUCUACGAUGAAAGCCGGGAUUGGCACCGGUGUCUAAUGCGUUGCGUGCCCGAGGAAGAG
This is a messenger RNA of Mesorhabditis spiculigera, 336 nucleotides long. NCBI's taxonomy places the organism in Eukaryota, Metazoa, Nematoda, Chromadorea, Rhabditida, Rhabditidae. The record is from the annotation of a GenBank genome assembly.